CCGGCAAGACGAAAUCCGAAACCAAGUCUGCCAUGAUUCUAAUCACGUCGGUGCUAGCGGCAGCGGCUACGAUGCUUUUCUCUACGGCAAACGGCCACGGCUACCUGACCGAUCCGGCCGUGACCUUCCUAUCGUCGUCCACAGACAACACGCAGUUCAUCGCCACCAUCGAAUCGUCAGCGUCGGGAUUCAGCGGCACUUUCUCAGGCUCACCCGCAGACAACACGGCCGCCUUUACGACUGCCUUCGAAGUCAGCUCGUACACGUCGUUGAAAGAGCUGAUCAACGCAUUGGCCACGAUUACCGUCACGGACGCUACCUUGACGUGCGGGUCGUGUGACCCCGAUGAGACGGCGCAACCGCUACCGGAGACUUACGUGGAGUGGUCGCACUCGUCCUCUGAAGGCUUUACUUCUUCUCACGAAGGUCCAUGUGAGGUUUGGUGUGACGACGUUCGCGCAUUCCAAGACGAUGACUGUGCCGCCCAUUACACCUCCACCCCCGCUGAGCUGCCGUACGACCGUGAUGCCUGUCUGGGCACCAGUACGCUGACAUUCUACUGGUUGGCUCUCCAUUCGUCCACCUGGCAAGUGUACAUCAACUGCGCGCCGCUCGAGAGUACAACCUCGACAGGUGCGACGUCCAAGUACGCCGUGUCAAGCUCGAGCACGGGAACAACUAGCACCGCGACUUCAAAUAGUACGAGUUCGACUUCCUCGACGCCAAGUACGACGGCUGAUGUGUCUACAACCAGCUCCGCCUCGACGGCCACAACGUCGACGCCAGCUUCCGCUCCAACGCCGACAGACGCUACCACUUCGACCGCAACGACAUCUCCGUCAACCUCGACUACCUCGACUACAAGCUCAACUACAACCACUGCGCCAUCUGCUAGCUCAACGCCGACGACUGGCAGUUCCAGCACGUCAAACCAGUGGACGGGUUCCACUACCAACGGAGGCUGGUCGACGACAUCGACAACCAGCUCCAAGACUGGCACGUCGGAGGGUCAAUGGCCUACCACUGGUAACAGCGACGCCCAAACAACGACCGGCACGGUCUCACCGAACCAAGGCGCGACUAGUGGCGGCUGGCGCAACAACGCCGGUUGGGGCACCAGCUUCGGCUUCCGUCGCUGAGCUGCCGUCACGUUCGGACAGAUAUCCUGUCCAGUUAUUCGUCAUGUUUUUGUAGUAAAAUGCUGCGUUUCACGUACACGUAGGCACCUCCUACACCUGGACUAUCUACAUGUAGGAGGCGUAUACAUCAUCGUAGCGUCACAAGAUAAUGUCUUAAGCUUUCGUUUCGGUGGAGUUGUUUUUACCGUCAUUAAAAAAAAUCGCGUAAGUUCCGUC
Molecule: messenger RNA, 1355 nt
Organism: Phytophthora nicotianae INRA-310
Lineage: Eukaryota; Oomycota; Peronosporomycetes; Peronosporales; Peronosporaceae
Exons: 1
Coding region: 33-1139 (368 amino acids)
Source: RefSeq, a predicted model, not a curated record